AUGGCGACGGUAAUCGUCGGUGGAGGAAUCGUUGGGGUCACUGCUGCACACUACUUACUGAAGAAGGGCAGGAAGGUGACCCUUAUCGAAAAGUGUGCCAUCGCAUGCCACUCCUCUGGCAAAGCUGGUGGUUUCCUGACGGACGGAGAUUCAGGAUGGCACAGUGGCUCCAUCGCUCACUUGGCCAAGCGUUCCUUCGCACUGCACGAGGACUUGGCCAAGGAGUUCGGGGCCGACGCGAUCGGUCACAGACGCGUAAAGUGUCUGGGCCAAGGACGAGAUGGCAGCACCGCGCAGCCGGCCUGGCUCGCUUCGGGCCAGUACCAGAAAGACAUGGGCAACGAGACCGGACUGGCACAGGUUACACCAUACAAGCUGAUGGAUGCACUCAAGGACUCCAUCGUGAAGCGAGGUUGCGAGAUCAUCAUCGGCAAGGCCACUGGUGUGGAGAUGGCAGGAUCUACCGUGACGGCCUUGAAAGUGAGCCAGGACGGCAAGGAGUCUUCACUUCCAUGCACAUCCUUGAUCCUCGGGAUGGGCGCAUGGGCGAGCGAAGCGGCCGAGUGGUUCCCUGGGAGCACGCUGCCUCGGCGCACCGUCUCGAACCGCUACACCAGCGUGAUUUGGGAUGAUGUUGAGGUUGGCAAGGAUGCUACAAUGGUGUUCACCAUGGGCGAAGACCACACGGAGAUCUAUCCUCGAGCAAAUGAGUGCUAUGCUAAUGGCUGCCCAACGGAUCCCCCUUUGCCAGAUAACCCCAUGGAGAUCGAGCCUCCUCAGGACGAGAUCGACAGGGUCAAGGCCGAGAGCGUCGCUGCCGUUCCGCGGCUCAAGGAUGCAACGGUCAUUCGCAGCACGGCCUGCUUCCUCGCAGGCUCCGAGGACCACCGACCGGUGGUUGGCCGCAUCCCGAAGACCGAGAAUGCUGUCAUAGCAUGUGGUGGAGGCUGCUGGGGUAUUCUGAAUGGCCCGGCGAUGGGCGAGGCUGCAGCAGCCCUGGCAGCAGGGGAGGAGCCCCCACUGGACAUCUCUGCGUUCGAUCCUCUGCGCUUUGACCGGUCCCACCUGUCGGCUUUCAUCAAGGGCUUGCCCCCGAAACUCACGGCUUUGGUGGCUCAGCACCCGGAGCUCGCGGAAGCUUUGCGACAAGAUCCGGAGAAGAUUGCGGCUCUCGUCGCCAUGAUGGAGGACUGA
Molecule: messenger RNA, 1194 nt
Organism: Symbiodinium sp. CCMP2456
Lineage: Eukaryota; Dinophyceae; Suessiales; Symbiodiniaceae
Source: the annotation of a GenBank genome assembly